AUGAGUUUCUUUAAAAAUGACGAUUGGGACAAAAAUUUUGAUGAAAAUUUCAAAAGAAUGAGAGAAGACAAUGAUCAUUUCUUCAAGAAGUCGACUGAAGAUUGGGAAGCUCGUAAAAGUAAGAAAUACAAAUCAGAUAUGUUUCUACAAAUAUCUAACAUUCAAUUAACAUCUUCUUCAGAAAUUAGUCAAGAGUUUCAUGAAAACUUUACAAAAAGUCAUGGAAGUUCCUUUUACUCUACGUAUUUUCCUGGAAUGUUCUUCAUUGGAUUCCUAAUAUUCACACUUGUCUUCUGGAUUGCCGCAUAUGGGUUGAAAGUGUAUCUUGAUAAAAGAAAGAAAGAAUCAGAAGGCAGCUUACCUUUGACAACAACUAAUGGAAAUCAAGCAAAUCCAAAUUCCAAUGUGACUUACGUAAAGCAGACUCCUUCAGCUCCACCACAAUUCCAGCAAAAUCAGGAACACUUCAAUAAUUUACUGCCAAGUAAUCAUGACAACCCUCCACCAUAUGAAAGUUUCAAUAAAAAUUAA
Messenger RNA from Clunio marinus, 531 nucleotides. Lineage: Eukaryota; Metazoa; Arthropoda; Insecta; Diptera; Chironomidae. The record is from the annotation of a GenBank genome assembly.